AUGGCUCUCUCGUGGCAUAUAGCGCCGGCCGCUCGCUCCGUCCCGAGUAAAGGAGAGGCUUCCAGAGUCCACUCCGUCCAGGCUUGUUGGUUGGCUUGGACCUUGGAGCUCGGCGAAAUCCGGAGCGUCUCGCGUGCGCGUUGGGGAGUGUCAGCAGCCAUGGCCGCCAGGAGGGUGCUCCUGCUCUGCGGGGACUACAUGGAGGACUACGAGGCCAUGGUCCCGUUCCAGGCGCUGCAGGCGUACGGGGUGUCCGUCCACGCCGCCUGCCCCGGCAAGAAGGCCGGCGACGCCUGCCCCACCGCCGUCCACAAGCCCGUCGGCCACCAGACAUAUGCAGAGUCGAAAGGUCACAACUUUGCACUUAAUGCUUCAUUCGAUGAGGUUGAUGCUGCUGGGUAUGAUGGAUUGGUGAUUCCUGGAGGCCGUGCACCAGAGUACCUUGCGAUGGAUGAAAAAGUGCUCGACUUAGUUAGGAAGUUCUCUGACGCUAAGAAGCCCAUUGCAUCAGUUUGCCAUGGCCAGCUGAUUCUGGCAGCAGCAGGAGUAGUCAGGGACCGUACAUGCACCGCGUAUCCUGCUGUUAAGCCAGUUUUGGUUGCUGCUGGGGCUAAGUGGGUAGAAGCUGAUACUAUGAAGAAAUGUGUCGUCGAUGGUAAUCUCGUCACUGCGGCGGCUUACGACGGUCACCCUGAAUUCAUCAGCCUGUUUGUGAAAGCACUUGGGGGCUCCGUCGCAGGCUCAGACAAAAAAAUAUUGUUCCUCUGCGGGGACUACAUGGAGGAUUACGAGGUCAUGGUCCCGUUCCAGGCCCUUCAAGCCCUUGGCUGCCAUGUCGAUGCGGUAUGCCCCGACAAGGGCCCCGGUGACAAGUGCCCAACCGCCAUCCAUGACUUUGAAGGGGACCAGACGUACAGCGAGAAGCCUGGUCACGAUUUCCCUUUGAACGCGUCGUUUGACGGCGUGGACGCUUCAAGCUACGACGCGCUUGUGAUCCCAGGUGGGCGUGCCCCCGAGUACCUUGCGCUGAACGAGAAGGUGCUCAGCUUGGCCAAGGGGUUCAUGGAUAAAGGAAAGCCGGUCGCGUCGAUCUGCCACGGGCAGCAGAUCCUGGCUGCUGCCGGGGUUCUUCAGGGCCGGAAGUGCACGGCGUACCCGGCGGUGAAGCUGAACGUGGUGCUGGGCGGGGGGACGUGGCUGGAGCCGGACCCGAUCCACCGGUGCUUCACGGACGGCAACCUGGUGACGGGCGCGGCGUGGCCGGCGCACCCGGAGUUCGUCGCGCAGCUCAUGGCCCUGCUCGGCAUCAAGGUAUCCUUCGCGUGA
This is a messenger RNA of Triticum turgidum subsp. durum (durum wheat), 1326 nucleotides long. The record is from the annotation of a GenBank genome assembly. NCBI's taxonomy places the organism in Eukaryota, Viridiplantae, Streptophyta, Magnoliopsida, Poales, Poaceae.